GGAAGCACAUUCGCGAGCGCAGCAACCACUCAGGCGGCACCGAGCGAUGGAGCGCUCUGCGGCGUGAGCACGGGGAGCUCAGACCGGAGAAGGGCGAGCAGGGACAGCCACAGCAGGUGGAAAUCCGAUCCGGAGCCAACCGAGCGAGGAGAAAGUACCUGAGCGCCGCUUCUCCUCCACCCCUUCAGCUAACGAGAACUACUUUUACCCUCCUGGUAAAAGAGAGACUGGGGGAAGGUGAAGGCGAGCUGUGUGCUCUUAGGAAGGCUUCAGAGAAUCCCGAGCAGGGCUAGCCGCCGCCCGGUGCACCGAGCACAGCCAUCCUGGGCUUCUGAAGAUAAACCCUUUCCGGAGCAUUCCAGCUGGAGUCGCUGGUACCGUUCUAUUUUUGUAUUUAAAUAUACAUGCUCUUCGCCUCCCUUUUUAAAAACACGGCCGUUUGGGGCAGCAGGAGUGACACGUGUCGGUACAGAGUGGGAAAUAUUUACAGCUCUCUCUUCUCUCGUUUGCUGUCACUUUCAGAGGGUAGGAGCGCUCUCUUUUUUCUGAAACGGGCGUGUUAUUCGGAAACUCUGUCUUUCUACCUAUCCAUACAUUGUACACGCGCGAGCGUUUAGAAAGAGACAGCUCUUUUUAGCUUUUGGAGACCCGAACCCUCAGGGGGAGAAAAAAGAUGGAAAAGGGGGCUCGACAACGAAACAACACCUCGAAGAACCACCCGGGUGAGAGCAGAUCCGACACCGGCCCCGAGGCCGAGGCUGGCUCGGGAGGGGGCGGAGUAGCCCUGAAGAAAGAGAUCGGAUUGGUCAGCGCCUGUGGUAUCAUUGUAGGGAACAUCAUCGGCUCCGGGAUCUUUGUCUCACCCAAGGGUGUGCUGGAGAACGCUGGUUCUGUGGGCCUUGCUCUCAUCGUCUGGAUCGUGACAGGGAUCAUCACGGCUGUAGGAGCCCUCUGCUACGCUGAGCUGGGUGUCACCAUCCCUAAAUCUGGAGGUGAUUACUCCUACGUCAAGGACAUCUUCGGAGGACUGGCUGGGUUCCUGCGGCUGUGGAUUGCUGUGCUGGUGAUCUACCCCACCAACCAAGCGGUCAUCGCCCUCACCUUCUCCAACUAUGUGCUACAGCCGCUCUUCCCCACCUGCUUCCCCCCGGAGUCCGGCCUGCGACUCCUGGCUGCCAUCUGCUUGCUGCUCCUCACGUGGGUCAACUGCUCCAGUGUCCGAUGGGCCACCCGGGUUCAAGACAUCUUCACAGCUGGGAAGCUCCUGGCCCUGGCCCUGAUCAUCAUCAUGGGUGUCGUGCAGAUAUGCAAAGGAGAAUUCUUUUGGCUGGAGCCAAAGAAUGCAUUUGAGAAUUUCCAAGAACCUGACAUCGGCCUCGUCGCUCUGGCUUUCCUCCAGGGCUCCUUUGCCUAUGGAGGCUGGAACUUUCUUAAUUACGUGACUGAGGAACUUGUGGAUCCCUACAAGAACCUUCCUAGAGCCAUCUUCAUCUCCAUCCCACUGGUCACAUUUGUGUAUGUCUUUGCCAAUGUCGCGUAUGUCACUGCAAUGUCCCCCCAGGAGCUGCUGGCCUCCAAUGCAGUCGCUGUGACUUUUGGAGAGAAGCUCCUGGGGGUCAUGGCCUGGAUCAUGCCCAUUUCUGUUGCCCUGUCCACAUUCGGAGGAGUCAACGGCUCACUCUUCACCUCCUCCCGGCUGUUCUUUGCUGGAGCCAGAGAAGGCCACCUUCCCAGCGUGCUGGCCAUGAUCCACGUGAAGCGCUGCACCCCAAUCCCAGCACUGCUCUUCACAUGUCUCUCCACGCUGCUGAUGCUGGUCACCAGUGACAUGUACACACUCAUCAACUAUGUGGGCUUCAUCAACUACCUCUUCUACGGGGUUACAGUUGCGGGACAGAUAGUCCUUCGCUGGAAGAAGCCUGACAUCCCCCGCCCCAUCAAGGUCAGUCUGCUGUUUCCCAUCAUCUACUUGCUGUUCUGGGCCUUCCUGCUGAUCUUCAGCCUGUGGUCGGAGCCGGUAGUGUGUGGCAUCGGCCUGGCUAUCAUGCUGACAGGGGUACCUGUCUACUUCCUGGGUGUCUACUGGCAACACAAACCCAAGUGUUUCAAUGACUUCAUUGAGUUGCUAACCCUAGUGAGUCAGAAGAUGUGUGUGGUCGUGUAUCCCCAGAUGGAGGGGGACUCGGGGGCAGCGGAAGCCGUCGGCGAGGACCCGGAGGAGGAGCUGCAGAAGCCCAUGUUCCAGCCUACUCCUGUCAAGGACCAGGACUCAGAGGAACAGCCCUAGCCCUGAGGACUGCCAUCCCUUUAACUGACCACUCCCUCCUCCUUCAUCCUUUCUGUCCUGCACCCCUGCCUAGGUCCCCCCAACACACACACACACACACACACACACCCCUACCUAUACUCCCGUCAGGCAGGGGCGAGACCCAAGUGUCCAUGAUGACAAAUUCUAAACACUGACCUUUGUACCCAAAGAACCUGCUUCUAGCACCAAGACCCACAGUCAAGGUCAGUGCCCCCCCCCCCCGGGGCCUGCACACACUCCAAGGGUUCUAGGAGAGUGGAGGUGCCAUGGGUACCCUACCAAAACUCAUGCCCUUUUAGGUGCCUCUAAGAAACCCGGUUCACCCCUGCUCCCCUUCCUUGCUCUGAGCCCAGGUGAGACUUCAGCUAGGAAUGAGGCAGCAGCCACGGGGAGGUGGUUGGGCAAGGCGAAGCAAACCCAAGUGUCACCGCUCACAGCUGGAGACAGCUGGAGACGCCCAGCUGCCUCCUCAUUCCCGGGGGACCCAGCAGACAGAGGGUCCCCUCCACCCUGUACCACUCCACGGCCCAGCCUAGGCCCCCUGGCCAGAAACUUCCCCUUCGGGAGGCCUCCUCCCCACUGAGCUAAGGACCAAGAAGGAGGACCCCCCCACACCCCCAGCUCUAAGCCAGGCUUGUGGAAUACAGAGGGGAAGGCUCAGACCGCAGAAGCCCAGCAGCUACCCCGGCUCCGGCUCCUGCCUCCUGUCCCCUCGUGGUGCCAAAGCUCCCUGCAGCCAGAAAGGCUUCUUAUGUUCAGUCUAAUAGACAUCUCUCUCUCUCUCUCUCUCUCUCUCUCUCUCUCUCUCUCUCUCUCUCUCUCUCUCUCUUAAGGGCAAAGCGACUCAGCUCCUCCCCCUACCCCCACGUGAAAGAGCAUAAAGAGCCGAGGCCCUUUAUCAUCCCAGCAGCUCUUCCCACCCACAGCACUGCCAGCCACCAUCACCCCUUUACUCCCCCAGACCUUGGCUCAAGAACCAGGCGAGAAGGAUCCCCAAGCCCUUCGGGCCUGAAAUUCAGAGUCAAGCCAGCCUUAAGUCAUCUCCCAUCCAAGAACUGGGCCUAAAAAUGCUCCCUUGUUCUACCCUUCAGGCCAGACCUGGUGUUAAAUGCCUUCCCUGGAAGGAAGGGGGUCCCCACACCCCCACCCCCACCCCCUACCCCAGAGGUGCUCUGCCCUCACCCUGGGGAGACCAUGUUGUGGAGGGGGGGGCGGUUCUGAAGGCUAGUUCCUCUCCCCUCCCCCGACUCAAAUUGAUCCCAACACCAUCCUGGCAUCCCAUUGAGACAAGAUGGAAGGACAGUGGCAGAUGGCACUCCCUUUGGAGGCCUCAGAAAGGCCCCUUCCAUGAGAGCUGCUGACCUGUGCUCUACAGGAAGGUCACAGUGUCUGCCUUGUUCUGGAAGCCUCCACACCUGCUCUGCUAAGGACAGGAUCCUUAGGCCACAAAGCAGAACCCCAACCCCCAUUCCAUCUACUUUAACUGGAACACCCCUGGGCCUUUCCUGGCCCCUGUCAGGUCUCCUGACUUCCCACCUGCCUCACCUAACCCCUAACAGGUGAGAGGCUGGGUUUGGGCUGAAUUAUGGCCCUUCAGAGUGCAGUCCAGGCAGGCUGUGAGGCCUCUGGGGGACCAGGGACCACCCCUCUACCCCUGUCUUCUCGUUCCUCUGGCCUCUACCCACCCACUCCUUGGAUUAUUAUCUUUUUUUUUUUUAAAGUGGUUGCCUUACUUUUUGGAUAAAUAUUUUUGAAGCUGGCAUUUCUAUUUCUUUUGGAUUUUUUUUAAUGUAUGGUGGUUUCGGGGGCAGAGCUAGACCCUUAAUAAUCUGUCACUGAGUUCAUUUUAAGUUUUAUUGGUUUGUUUUGUGGAGUGUUUUCUUUUCAAGUAAUAAAAUUUUAAAUGGAAAUGAA
This is a messenger RNA of Peromyscus maniculatus bairdii (prairie deer mouse), 4222 nucleotides long. It is a transcript of the gene Slc7a8, whose product is annotated as solute carrier family 7 member 8. Gene Ontology annotation, cellular component: membrane. Lineage: Eukaryota; Metazoa; Chordata; Mammalia; Rodentia; Cricetidae. Gene Ontology annotation, molecular function: L-amino acid transmembrane transporter activity; neutral L-amino acid transmembrane transporter activity. The record is from RefSeq and is a predicted model, not a curated record. Gene Ontology annotation, biological process: neutral amino acid transport; amino acid transmembrane transport.